ACACUAUCUUAGUUUUGACGUGAGCCUCAGCAGCUUGAAUUGCCACCACUGCUUUACCGAGCCAGCCGCCAUCAUACCAGGAAUGCCCCACCAGCUUCCCUUCUUACUCUCGACGGUGUUGCCAUGUUGAUGGAUGAGGAUGCCUCGAUUAGCAGCCUGGAUUCAGAGGUUGACCUGGGAGAGCUGCUUGGUGCCAUGGAUGAUGCCCUGAAGGAACAAAAUAUGGCUAAGGUUACGGAGGUCAAGGCAUUGGUAGAGCAAGGUUUGAGUGUAUUCCUCUCUUCAUGCAACCACCAGGAGGGCUGGCUCGGGCUAGCAGAGAUGAGAGCGCAGCAGUACGGCCAGCUGGCUAAUUUACUCCUAAGUUACAUUCCCCAGUAUGCAGAGUGUUAUGAGUCAUACUCCUUGGCUCUGGCUCUCAAAGACUUAUCUAGACAUCAUUUCAUAAGUGUACGUGAGGAAAUGAGCAAUGUCCUGCAGUAUGUUGAUAGUGAAAGCAUAUCUCAGAUGGUUCUUCAGAUGACAGAGCAGGUGUCGUUCUAUUUCCGAAGUGUUGAGCAGCUGCAGUUGCCACAAGAAGGAUCUGGUCACAAGGAGUUAUCAAAGCAGCAUGCAGUAUGGGGAGAGAAGCCCAUGAAAGAGAUUUUAGAAGAUGCACUACAAAGAGGUUUGGUGAAAGCUGCAGAGUCCUACCUGCAGCUGAAACCCUGGGUGUAUGGUGCUGUCACAACUAACAUGGUCAUUUCAACCUGCAUUGACAUAGCAAGACAGAAAGAAACUGAAAAUUCUAAGGCUGAAAUUUUAAUGAACAUGGAUGACUGUUACAAUGAAGCACUAAAGCAGAUUUUGCAUUCAAGUGAUGACCUCUUUGAAGUACAAGUACUUGGUACAGUGUUAGGAGCAAGGAGCCUUCUCAGUGUUGUGGAAACCCAUGCUGUUAAUCUGGUUAUCAACAUACACAGAACUUUGCCUGAUCUCUUGACUCUACCGCCACAGGUUUGGACAGAACUUGUAAAGUUAGGUGAUGCCUCGGCUGAUGCUGUCACUGGACCAAUGACAGUGAAGCAAGUAUCACAGUGGACUCCCCUAUCCAUGAUGCUGGUGAUGACUGACCUUUAUGCCUGUACUGCAGAUCCGGAGAUCUUGCAGAGUGUGGAUGCAGAUGUGAUGUGGCAGUAUCUCCUCCACCAGCAUGACAUCAGGAAUUUAAAGAAAUGGAUUCUCUUAGAGUUCAAUGGCCAAGACCAAGACCAAGAGGGUGAUGUCACACUGCGCGAGGAGCAGGCUUGGUCGGAUCCCGCCUACCGAUCACCAAGGAGGUCACAGCCAACAGCAUCAAUGCCUGAAACCCUGGGGGAAAUCUCUGAAACAAAGCACCUUGGGCCCAACCUUUUCAGUGGCCCACAGUAUGGCAGUGAAUUUGGAUCGUCUCCGCAGUCUCAGGAUGAGCUCUCAAUUGAGUCUACUUCGCUAGGACCUGGUGAUGCUGAUACAUGGAGUGUCCAAAGCUUCGAGGUCCAUGAUAGAAGGGAUACUUUGUGGUCCGUGCAGCAUUUCAAGCCUAUUACCCAGAGCAUGGUAGAUCUUGUUGUCAUUGCAAAGGAGGCAUUCGUGGAAGUCGUACUGAAUAUCCUAGCUAGAUAUGGGGUGUUCAUCACAAAAGAGAAGAAAGAUCCACAGCUGCUAAUGAGGCGCCUGCUUGUGUCAGGAGCUUUUGAAUUGGUCUCCAGCUUCAAGGGCAACCACAGCUGUCAGGUCUUAGAGAGGGACAUCCACACUACUCUCUUAAAAUUCUUUGGAGACAAUGACUUUGUUCUCCCAGCAUAUGACUAUGUUGAACACUUCUCACCAGAUGGAGGAAAUGAACUCCUGGUUGACCUUGAAAUGCCACCCUGGGCUAAUCUGAUUGUUGCCUUCAGGAAACUAGGUGAAUCUCAUUCAAAAGACACUAUCUAUGAUCUGAGCUUAAAGAAUCUUUCCCUCUUGAGUGAAAAGUGUCAAAACCCAGAAGAAUUGCACCUUCCUGCAUUUCUUACCAUGCUCUUUGCUCCAUCAAGCUCGCUGGAGAAUUUCAUCACAUGCAAUCCUGACAAACUAGAGGCCACUGAUGAAGGUGAAAUUUCAUCUUUAUAUGCCAUCCUAUCUAAACACAAUACCACACCAAAGCAGGUGAUAGAGGGACUCUCCCUGAAGUAUCCAUAUUUAGAGAAGCUGAAGAAAAAAACAAAUGAGGCCACAUUGGAUGUAACUAUGUAUGAUCUCUUGUGUGGGAAUGUUCCUUAUGACAUAGCAAGACUCUUCACAUGGCAGCCAGGGAACAAGCAAGGUUAUGACGAAGAUGGAAAACUUCCUUGCUUCUCAGACGAAGAACUGAUCAGCAAUUAUGGUCUCCAACACUCCCUAGAUUUCAUGUAUUACCUUAGAGAAGCCAGACCCACAUAUGCGUGUGCAGCUAUAAUGACAAGCAUGUAUCUAAAUAAGUCAAAGAAGAAGGUUGAAGAUGUGAAGGGUGCCAUUUAUGGGCUGGCACUUGGCUGUUGGCCUGAACGGGCCAUUUCUGCUGCUUGUGUUGCCGUACUGCUCAUGACUGGCCUUCCUGCUAAUCCACUGAGAACAAUCUUGGCAGCAGCUUUCCAGAUUUUACAAGCUAGAAAUGAAAGCUGUGCCAAGUUAAAGUGGGAAAAACGCCAAGCACAGGAGCAUUUAACCACCACUGAAAUCAAGGACCUUCUUCACCAGCUCUGUGAAGUCAGCACACGAGUCACAGCAGCAAAGAUGGUACUGAAGAUGCUGGAGGAUUGCGUCAUGAUGGCUCUCAUGGAAAAAGCCAAAGAGGAUCAAAGUGCAUUGAAUGAGAGAGCAGAGAAAGAGGACACCAAAAAAGACGAUAGUACAGAGAAAAAUAAGUUAUCAAUAGAGCAUGUACAGACAUUCAUGGAAGGCAUGAGACUUUGCAUGGAAUUCUGUUGCAUAUAUGAGCUUCCAUGGCCAACAAGGCUUCUGAAACACCUGGCUGAGUUGGAUCAAUGGUUGCUUUUCCUUGCAUCAGCACAGAUCUACAAGUUUCCAAGAGAUGAGGUGCUGAAAGCUGCUGAGUCUUUCCGGAGUAUAGCUCUACGGGAACAUAUGUUGUUUGCCCUAACACAUAUAUACUACUACCGUGAGGGUCGUGAACCCCGUGAGAGGUCUAGAGAAGGGUCUCGCAGGACUAGAUCAUCAUUGUACUCAAGAAUUGGCAUCAAAGUCAGAGAAGAUUCACUGUCACCAACUCAAAGCAGUGAUGAGAACCCAAGGAGUACAAGCCCAAGUGAGCCAGAGGUUUCCAUUAUUGACGAUGCUUUGUCAUUUACAACAACAGAAACAUGCCAUGAUUUUGGAAUUGAUUCAUGGUUGUCAUAUCGACAUAAUGAUAUUUACUCUAUUCUCCUGACUUGUCAUCAAAGAGAAAAUGCAGCUUCAGAGCUUGUCACUGCAGCAGUUGCUUUAAAUAUUCCUAUAUUGUGUGUAUUUGCUGCUUGCUAUGAGAGACAUAAUGUUUUUACAUGCUUGUCAGUCUGGUUGUACACACAGCUACCUAAGGCAGCCAAGAAGACAUUGCAUCAACAUUUAAUCAAAAGUGAAAUUUACAUGAGUCUUAUUAAUGACAAUUCAAAGUUAAAACAACCAGAGGGUAACUGCUGUCGUACAUGUGAUAACAAUGUUCUGCAAGCACUUCAAGAUGAUUUGAAAUGGAUCCUCUUAGCUCAUAUAUCAAAAGGAUCUGUAGAUGUAGCUGUUGAAGGACUAAAGAUAUUCCUUCCUAAUUCCCCCAUUUUAUCCCUGCUUUUAGCAAUAAAGGAAGUGAAUGGAAUGUGCUGCAAAGAAAAGGUAGAGAAGUACCUAUCUGCUUCAGCUUCAGCAUUAGAGAAUGAAAUCUGUCUUGAAUCAUAUGCCGCAAGUGGUAGAAGAGAAUGGUCAACAAGAACCAUGAUUGACAUCAUUGGCAAAGCCCUUGAUGAAUUCAUAACAAAUAGUCAUUUGCAGUGCUACUUUUUAUCUGCUAUAACUGCAAUAAGUCAGCAGCCUCCCUUCAGUAGCCAUAAUGUAAACUGGACUUUGAUUGGACAGCUUUGCAAGGCUUUGGGCUCAGUGAAACAUCAAGUGACUUUUUUGGAUCUGCUUUGGUGUUUUGAGACAGGUGAAUUGAAGACCUAUGCUAAUAGCAUUGUCUCAUGCUUAAGUGAAAAUAGGUAUUUUUCAGAGGCUCUUUCAGUGUCACAGCUAACAUCUCUGCCAAUAUUUACAAUAGUGUGUGCCCAGCUGCGAGCAGAGUUUGAGAAGAAUCAAGGCACUGUUAUAGAAAACUUAUCAAACUUGGAGGAUUACCUUGCCAAGAGCCAUAAAAGGCUUUGUCAAGAAUCUGUGCCUCCUGAGCAUGCUGCAACUUGUUUCAUUUCCAUAAGCAAGGAAUUGAGUGAUCCUGCCAUGAAAUACCUUUGCUUACAGUAUGUUGUAAUAUGGGUAAGUAAGGAAGACAUCCCAGCUGAUUUAACAGAUAUAAAGGAAAGCCUGGAGUGUGAAAUGUGGGAAUCCUACAUCCAAGCUAUCCUUAAUAAAGAAAGUAACUUAUCGAAGGGAAUGAUUAAGCCUCCAUCUCACUUGGGCGUUUGGCCUUGGGAAGGGCAAGACGGCACCAGCCCCCUUGACCGCAAACUCAUAAUCACAUCAGCAGAAUUGAAGAGCGAAAUAGUUCCACAACUGGUUAGUGAGGAUAAAGAGCUGAAACACAAAUCCCAAGAUACAGCAUCAACAAAGGAAGGAGACCUAGGCUCACCAGAUAGAACAAGAGACAUAAAUAAUGACACUCCAGGCAAGGAAGAAGAAAGAGAAGGAGAGUCCCAGAGCAAGAAUGCAAGAGACAAAGCCACUCAGUACCUGGUGGAUAUGUGUAUUGAUGAAGGAAUGCUUAGUACAGCUUAUAGAAUACUGGUAUUCUUUCACCAGUCUAAUAGAAACAUGGAAACUUUAUUAUCACUGCUGGGUUUGGCUGAUGGAAGUGAAGUUGAGGAGGGAGGAGGAGAGGAAAAAGAGGCCUGUGCAGAGUUUAGAAGAACCUCACCCCCUCAGUCUGUGGGAAGAAGAGGACGAACGAGAAGUCGUGGUAUUAGUGUUUGCAGUGGUCUGAGUGUGAUCUCCCUCGACCCUGAAGAUGAGAUUGGAUUGAAGACUCCAACACUAAUUAAAAUGUCCACAGAGUUGACUCAUGGAAGAAAUACAGCUGAACGUAUUGUGAUGCUGUACAGAGUUGCAGCAGCUUUGGAUCUGUCAUAUGUCUAUGUCAUUCACCAUCCUACUCCUAUUACUUUGGUAUCGCUGGUCCUACGGUUGAAUGUGGGUGGAGUCAUACAACUGGCGAGAGAUUUGAUUCAUGCCCUCCCAGUACCUCAGUCUUCCAUAGCAUCCUUUUUAUGCGAAGAAGCCGUAGCAACUAUUACUGCUGGGCCUAGUGCCACCCAAAGGGAUAGAUUGCUGUUAUGGGAAGAGUUAGAGACACAUUGGUGUGAGAUGAUAACACUUUGUGAAGAUCCCUCAUCCCUUGGCAAUCAGCUGCUUCUCGUUGGACAACGAAUUGGAUCUUCCCAUCCUGACCAGGUGGAGAAAGUGCACAGCAUGAGUGUAGAGUUGGUUAUACGAGCUCAUGACUGCUUCACGGCUGCAUCGAACAUGGAGGGUAUUAGCACAGUUCUCAGAACAGCAUUGGCAUUGACAGGAUCACUUUUGCAACAUUCACAGUGGUCUCUUAUGGUACGCCUCUUGACGGGAAUAGGAAGAUAUAGCGAGAUGUCUUAUGUAAUAGAUGCCCUGAGGGAACAUGACCAGUUUGAGCCACUGCUGGGUCGCGGAUCAGACCCUAGGGGCUGCAAGAAAGGCUUAGACCGGGCAUUGGUGCACUAUCUGCGUUCUAAAUACCCAGAAGACACGGAAACCUUGAGACUGGUGGCUCUUCAUUUCCUACUUUAUUCUGAGGUUGCUGAAAUGUGGGCUACUGAUGCAGAAAAGGCUGUAGAGAAAGUAUUAGAAGCAACUGUUGACUUGGGAGUGUCAUGUAGUACUGGUAUGACCAGUCCACCAGUAAGGUCAACCCCUAAUAAGAAUUCUACUCGUGAGAUGUCCACAAAGAAUACACCAAGAAAAUCAACACCAAUGAAAGGAUUAUCUUCUCCCACUGGUGCUGGUCGCAGUUUUCCUGCUAAUGACCAGUUUGACCCAGAUUACCUUCACAAUGCAGAUUCCAAACUAUUAGUACAAGCCAUGCAUAGCUAUGCUCAUGCUGCCCAAUACUAUAUGCAGGAUCAACAGCUGGCUACAGCAGUAGAGUACAGUCGGCAAGCAGAACUAGUAGCACUGCAAACAGCCCAUGUACGUAAUGCUACUUCAGGUUCUGCUCUGAGGUUGCUGAAACUUUCACCGGGAGGAGUUAGAUGUGUUACCACUAGGCUCUUAAGAGUAUGUGAAGCCCAGUUAGUGGGAAGAGCAUACAAUUUGAGUGUGGAUUGGGGAGCAGCUCUCUACCAACAGUUCAUAAACAAGGGUGAUGAGAACUACCUUACAGAAUACCUAGCACACUGCACUCUAUCUCCAGAAAUUGUGUUAGAUGUUAUUAAAAAGUUAGAACACGAUGGAGUCACAAAGGAACGGCAGGAACGAGUGGCACUGCUGCUCAAGCAUGUUCAAGAGGCAGAUGUUGUUUACAGAGUGGCAAGUCAGCUGGGUCUUCGAGGAACGGUUGAUGCAUGCCUUGCCUCGUCAUCUGCUCCUUACCUCAGAGACACAGUCUUUACAAAAGGAUUUACGUAUGGAAGUUAAAGAUGGCAAAACAAAAUACAACGCAUUCUGAUUCUUCCCUUGUAAUUGAAGUGCUCAAUUAUCAUACUUAUACUUAUUCGGGUCAGUGUACAAUAUGAGGUUCAAAUUAUACUCCGAGAAAAUAUUUUUCUCCUUUUUUUUUCUAAAUUUUCAUACAUGAUUACAAUACAAAUAUUAAAGGUAGUUAACUCAACCUGUUUACAAAUAUAUAUCUGAUUUUGUUCAAUAUACUUUUAUAUAUACUUAAUAACUUACACUAUAAAUUUUAUGACUGCUACCUCUAAAAAAUAUAUAUCCAAAGUUAAAUACAUAGAACAAGGCACUAGUCAAAUGAUCAUAAAAGUAUAUAUUUACUAUAUCAAUUAUACUUUUUUUUUUUUUGCUUCUGUAAUUAGAGAAGUGUAAAUCACUCUAAAAAUGAUAUGUCAAGAAAUGCCAUUCUGAUAUAUAAUAAGAAUGUUAUAUGGAUAAAUUACUUUCAUAGAAUAAUUAAACUGUUGAUAACUAAACAUGAAUAAUUGUUAUUUUUUUCAAAUCUAUACAUGGCAGUAAACUUAAGAUACAAAAAUAAUAAAAUUAUAUUUUUUCAGGAUGAUAUCUGAUAAACAAUGUUAUGUAAUGUUUUAUCACUAAAAAUAAACAUAUUUGGUA
Penaeus vannamei (Pacific white shrimp) is the source of this 7497-nucleotide messenger RNA. Its product is annotated as spatacsin. Gene Ontology annotation, cellular component: cytoplasm; dendrite; synapse. Gene Ontology annotation, biological process: synaptic vesicle transport; axo-dendritic transport; chemical synaptic transmission. NCBI's taxonomy places the organism in Eukaryota, Metazoa, Arthropoda, Malacostraca, Decapoda, Penaeidae. The record is from RefSeq and is a predicted model, not a curated record.